AUUUUCCAAAAUAUAAUCGACACAAAAAUGGCCUCAACUGCUGUUACCGUUAAAGACGUCUGCCCACAAGAAUUCAUUGCUACCUAUGCUAGAUUCUUAAAAAAAACCGGUCGUGUUCAAAUCCCAAAAUGGGCUGAUAUCGCCAAAACCGCCACCUACAAAGAACUCCCACCAAGCAACCCAGAUUGGAUCUACUACAGAAUUGCCACUCUUGCCCGUAAAGUUUAUUUAAGAGGUGGUGAUGGUGUUGGUACCUACCAAAGAGCCUUCGGUGGUAACCGUAGAAACGGUGUUAGACCAAAUCACUUUGCUGAUGCCAACAGUGGUAAUAUCCGUUAUUGCUUAAAACAAUUACAAAGCUUAAAAGUUGUUGAAGUCGAUGCCGUCAAAGGUGGUCGUACCAUCACUGCUACUGGUCGUAGAGAUCUCGAUCGUAUCGCCAAAUCAAUUGUCGAAAAAAGAAACUCAGCCAAAAACUAAAUAAAUAGGUGUCUAAAGUAAUUUGUAAACCUUUAAAAAAAAUAAAAAAACAAAAACUUUUUAUAAAUU
Dictyostelium purpureum is the source of this 549-nucleotide messenger RNA. RefSeq names its product 40S ribosomal protein S19. Gene Ontology annotation, molecular function: RNA binding; structural constituent of ribosome. The transcript has 2 exons. Lineage: Eukaryota; Evosea; Eumycetozoa; Dictyosteliales; Dictyosteliaceae. Gene Ontology annotation, cellular component: ribosome; cytosolic small ribosomal subunit. The coding region runs from base 28 to 480 and encodes 150 amino acids. Gene Ontology annotation, biological process: translation; ribosomal small subunit assembly. The record is from RefSeq and is a predicted model, not a curated record.